This is a messenger RNA of Oryzias latipes (Japanese medaka), 5395 nucleotides long. It is a transcript of the gene mllt10, whose product is annotated as MLLT10 histone lysine methyltransferase DOT1L cofactor. Gene Ontology annotation, cellular component: nucleus. NCBI's taxonomy places the organism in Eukaryota, Metazoa, Chordata, Actinopteri, Beloniformes, Adrianichthyidae. Gene Ontology annotation, molecular function: histone binding; nucleosome binding. Gene Ontology annotation, biological process: regulation of transcription by RNA polymerase II. The record is from RefSeq and is a predicted model, not a curated record.
UACGCACUUCCUGUCCUCUAACGAAGUUCCCCCUCUUCGCUCCAUCGCGCCGUGACGGCUAUGUUGUGGUGAAAGAAAAUACGCCGUCGAAAAGAGACGGGAAUACGAUUAAACAUGACAUUUCGACCGAGAGGGACUUAAGGAGACGUUGCACGGAAACGAAGGACGUAUUCGACGAAGAUUUUGGUUUAUCUUUAUGUAUCCCUCCGCAUGUCCGUUUUCAUCGGAUGGUCGCAGGCGAGCGUUGUCUGACGGUGGACGACAAGCUCUCGACGAGUAACAUGAAGGAGAUGAUUGGAGGGUGCUGUGUAUGUUCUGACGAGCGAGGCUGGGCUGAAAACCCCCUUGUUUACUGCGACGGACACGGCUGCAAUGUCGCCGUACAUCAAGCUUGCUAUGGCAUCGUUCAGGUGCCUACUGGUCCAUGGUUUUGCAGAAAGUGUGAGUCUCAGGAGAGAGCAGCUCGUGUGAGAUGUGAGCUCUGUCCUCACAAAGAUGGAGCCCUCAAGAGGACAGACAAUGGAGGCUGGGCCCAUGUGGUUUGUGCUCUCUACAUACCGGAGGUGGAGUUUGCUAAUGUGUCUACUAUGGAACCCAUAGUUCUCCAGUCUGUACCUCAUGAGCGCUACAACAAGUCUUUUUGUGCACAGACGUGUUACAUCUGUGAAGAACAGGGUCGAGAGAGUAAAGCAGCUACGGGAGCCUGCAUGACAUGCAACAAACACGGCUGCCGACAAGCAUUUCAUGUCACAUGUGCCCAGUUUGCUGGGUUGCUAUGUGAAGAACAAGGCAAUGAUGCAGAUAAUGUUAAAUACUGUGGCUACUGCAAGUACCAUCACAGCAAAUUGCGAAGGAGCAGGGGCCGUGGUAGUAGGUCUCAAAGCUUAAGUGACUCUUCCUCUCAGAGUAUGGAUAGACCCCCAGACCAGGACAAGAAGAAACACAAGGAGCGCGACAGACACAAACCGAAACACAAAAAGUCUGCAAUGGACAUGUCACCCUCGCUCGUCCUACCAAACAUCAUGGUCCCAGAAAAGACCUACAACAGCGGAAGUUCGGCAGGAGCUGUCAACUCCCUACCAGCAUCUUCACAGAAGAGAUUGGAUGACAGCGCCGCCCGGUUCACCAACGCCAACUUUCAGGAAGUGUCCUCCUCUCACUCCAGCAACAAUACCAAGGAUGGUUUGGCUGCUGAUCCGGGCAAGUCCGCGUCUGAGGUGAAGAACAAGAAGAACAGUGGCGCGGGUCAUGCGGUGGGAUCCAGGGUCGGGCGCAAGUCCCUCACCUCCUCAGGGAAGCCCCUUCCCUCUACUGUGGUCACUAUGGCAACCUCCUCUACGUCUGUGUCUGCUUCCACCGGCCCUUUCCAUCAAGGCCUCCUUUUGACCAGUGCCAGCAAAACCCCCUCUGCACCUUCUUCCGACUUCAUAAGUUUCACAGAUUCAUCGCUGCGUCCCAGUGGUGGAACUACUUUUUCAUCUCCACCGACCUUCAGCAGCUGCCUUGUCAAACCGAGCUCAGAGGGCGGAGCUUCUGAAGGAACAGCAACCCUGUUUGGUUCUCUCAUGUCUCCCACAACAGCUUCUGCAGUGGGCGGGAAGCUGUAUGAGAAUUCCCACAGUCACACAGCAGGUGAGACAGCAAGCCUGGUUGGGUCCACCGGCUUCAAACGGGCCCAGCCUUCCAGCACUGGACUUGGUAUUGGCGGAGCCCCUACCGGAGGGACAGAAGAUGGGGUGAAAAAGAAAAAGAAAGGCAAUUGGAGAAACAGAUUUGGACCCUGCUUUACCACAGACGUGAAGCCCACUGAGCCAGCACCAUCCCUAACUCUCCCCACCUCGUCAUCGACCAGCACCUCCUCCUCCACCGCCUCCGUUGCCGUCUCUGCCUGCUCCACGCUCUCAGGCCGGCCAGGUUUAGUUUCCAGCAGUGGAUUAGGAGUGGGAAUUGGAGGAGGAGCAGAACGGGGGCUGGGGGUCAUGGGCGUCGGUGGCGGGAUUCAGAAAUCCUCGUCACUCCUCAGGAACGGAGGCCUGCAAAGCAACAGCAGCUCCACCUCUACUGUCUCAGGUGUCUUCUCUGGAGAUGGCUCAUCGUCAGGGAGCGGAGUUGUUACCAUGGGCGGAGCAGGCUCGGAGUUGUCACAGCAACAACAGCCCACUCCUUCCCUUGCCCCGCCCUCUCCAUUCACAGCUACCGCACCACUUAACAGCACAGCCUCCACACACGUGAGCGGGCUGCCAGGAUCGGUCUUUAACCUGGCUCCUCCUCACAUGUUUGGUAACAGACUGAACCCAAACUCCAGCAUGGCAGCUCUCAUCGCUCAGUCUGAGGCAACACCAGCAGAUCAGGAGGUGGGAGACGGCAGUGGCGGAUCUCAGGGCUUUUCCGUAAGAGCUUCUCCCAAGACCACCCCGCGCUCUCCCAUUGGUGGCCUGCAGAUCCGCUAUGACUCUUUGGGGUCGUUGCCAGGGCCGGGGGUUGGGUUGCUAGGGUCUGGGGGAGGCGUCGGGGAGACGCUGCCCCCGGUGGCCACCAGUAUCGAGCAGCUCCUGGAAAGGCAGUGGAACGAAGGGCAGAGCUUCCUGCUGCAGCAGGGAGCCCAAGGAGACGUAGUGGGAAUGUUGAAGUCGCUCCAUCAGCUGCAGGAGGAGAACAGGCGUCUGGAGGAGCAGAUCAAAACCCUCACCAUGAAGAAAGAGAGGCUGCAGCUUCUCAGCGCUCAACUAUCCGUGCCUUUCACCCCUUCGACUGCUUCCUCUGAGGUCAGAGGUACCCAGGCUGGAGUCAGUGACUCGUCUUUACCUGUAGCAGCUCAGGACGGUGCUUCAUGCGGAGGCCACAGCAGCAAUGGCUCCACCUCCUCCCUUUCCACCCCUCCCUCCGUCUCCCAGAGCCCUCCUCAGCCGGCUCUCAAUGGGGUUGCGACAGUGGGGGCCAGCACAGCCGGGCUGAGUGGCGUGACGGGCCUUAUCGGCGCUCUGGGGGCGGGAAACGUGCUGGGCAUCGGGGGGAUCGUUGGAGCACUAAACGGUGUGAUCCAGACGCCGGCAGGGACCGCCAGCCCCCACACACACACUACAGGAGCAGCUGCAGGCGUCACUCUGCCCGUCAAUAGCAGCAGCUCAGCCACUAGUAAGAACAGCACGGCGCGGCUCGGCCUACUGUCGGAGCAGCAGAGGCUCCUCCUGCAGCAGCAGCAGCUCCAGCAGCUGCUGGCCUCCCAACCUUCAGGGGAUCAGCAGCAGGUGUUGCUCUACCAACUGAUGCAGCAGCAGCAGGACCUCCAGCAGCUGCAGUCCCUCUCCUCCUCUGCCCAGAUUCCCUCCAUCUCCCUCUCCUCCGCUCAGAUCCCCAUCAACAACCUGCUGCCCGGCACCGCCAGCCAAGGCCAAGGCGCCAUCACUGCCAACCCCUUCCUGGCGCUGCAGCACACACACACCGACACGCACGGCUCAGGGGCGCAGAAGCCUCGGCUAGCCGAGAAAGCCGUGGGCGUUGCGGGGCAGGAGAAGACAUGACGGCAUAUGCUCUUUUGUUUUGGAGGUGUUUUUUUUUUUAUUCAGUAAUUAUGCAGAGUUUGAGAUCAGCCUGUUGGUCAACCUUGAGAGAAAUCUGAGCAGAUCGUUUGUUUGUUUUAUAGUGAAAACUGCUGAAAAGGAAAAGCAGUCAUUUCAGCUUCCUUUGUUUUUGCCACUUUUUCGGUUCAUUUUGUCUCAACUCACACUAUUUAUUCCUUUAAAACUUUAGAUAUUGUUCUUUAUCUCUGUAGUGCUGCUUUUGUUUUUUACUUUUUGUCUGAUUAUAUGUUUUUAAUUUAAUUUUCCUAAUAGUAUAUAAUUGUUUAGCACCUGAGCAUUGUAUGAUUCUGUUUAAUUUUCCGGUAAAUGAACAAUCAAGUUGAAUUACCAGAAAGUAUGUCUGUCAUGUGUUCCUCCUCUGCUCUUCUUCCCACGACGGUUCGGUCUCCUCUGCUGUUUUCUCUCAGGGGCUUCAGCCAACCAGAGCUGCUCUCUCAACACUCACGCAGGCGCAGCCGCAACUACAAGGUUAACCAGAAAAGAGAAAAAUGACAGCAGCUCAUGCUCAAACCCAGAAAAACAGUUCCUGAGAAUAGCAGUGAGCAGUAGCAGAUGAAUGUUUGACAUCUGUCUCGCUGUAGUCCCAGGAGGAACUCUGGGUCAGUGUUGUGAAAAAAUUCCACAUGUUCUCACUGCAGCCUCUCCCCCACGUCUCAGUCUGUCUGCAAUCCUCUCACGUCAGCGAGCCGCGGUCACCUCAGAAGCCUCGAGUUCGACUGUUCUUAUCUGGGCCAGAUACAGGGGGCUCAAUCCGGAAUGUGAAAUGCCUUCAACUUUAAAAAACAAAACGACUGUUUGAAUCUGCAGAGGGAUCCAUUAAUCCCCACUCAAACCAGUCUAGCGGGGUUUGUACAUUUCAUCUUCCUGACUCAGCCCCCUGCUGCAUCUACCUCUUGAGCAGGACCUAAAAGACCGGCGGCAGCGGCCAUUUGCAGACUCACCACAGUCAGGACUGGCCAAUCAGGGUCCAAACCCAAGUGCCUGAGGCCCAAGGAGUUUUUUUUGUUUGUUUGUUUUGUUAUCUUUACGUCUCUGCCAACUUUUUCCACAAAGCCACUGGUAAAACGCUGCAUUGCUACUGCAAAGUCACAAGAAGAAGAAAAAAACACUCGCUCCAUCUGGGCUGCUGUCUCUUUAAUAAUUUAGGAAGUUUUAUUCUGCUGCAUUCUGUAAUAUCAAAGUUGUGCUUUUUAUUUAUCUGGAGGGUUUUGUGUGUGUGUGUGUGUGUUGGGCACAAGAUAAUAUAUUUUACAGCCCGUUCGUUUUGUGACUUCACAUUUUGUACUACUGUGUACAGUUUUGUCUCUUUCCCCUCCCAACAGUCUCUUCUUGCUGUAAACUAAUUCCUUCAGUUUGUGUUUGAAAGCUACUUUGGGGGGUGGGGUGUAUAUAGCUGUUUGUUGGAGAGGAGGAAGUGUUUCAGGGGCCUUCGGUGGCGCCGGUUUUACCUCUUAAAGUGUACAUAAAGCUUUCCCAUUGGCCGUUGGUGUAAAUAAGUGAUUGUGAUUGGCCAUGUAAAGGAAAGCAAACACCUCAGAUUGUGUGUGUGAAUCUUUAGGACCAGACGAUUAAGAUGGACAAUGACUGGACAGCAAAAGUAUUAAUUUAUUUUUAUAUGUGCAGGGACAUUGUGUGUUUUUUUUCUUCCUUUUUUUAAAAUUAUGCACCAUUUUCUGGAUGGUUUUAUACUCUGAGCACCAUGUUUACAUCUGUGCACAUCUGUUUGGAUCAAUUUUGUACAGAUGUAAAAAAUAAGUUGAUUUGUUGUUUCGUUUUUUUUGAGGGGGGAGUGGGUCUGACAAUGUAUUGCAAAA